Molecule: messenger RNA, 1414 nt
Organism: Lentinula edodes (shiitake mushroom)
Lineage: Eukaryota; Fungi; Basidiomycota; Agaricomycetes; Agaricales; Omphalotaceae
Product: Alpha/Beta hydrolase protein
Exons: 3
Coding region: 171-1286 (371 amino acids)
Biological process (GO): proteolysis
Molecular function (GO): serine-type peptidase activity
Source: RefSeq, a predicted model, not a curated record
ACCAAGAACUGCAAAGCGGCGAUUGUGCUGAUGAAGAUGCUAAGAAUCUAUCUGGCCUUCAAUCUUUGUCCAUGUUACAGCUUUGAGGUGCAAUUAACCGAAAAUCCGCUGCUCAACGCACUUGUACCCUAUAAAGAGGGACUUGAAGUCCUUUCAAAUCAUAAACCCUAAUGACUUCUAACAACUCUACACCUUUGACCUUCACCUACAAAACCUUUGAAACGGUUCCUAUCAGGCUAGAUGUGUAUCCUCCCGCAGUGAUAACGACCAGUGAAGUACCAGUCGUACUUUGGUUCCAUGGCGGAGGGUUCACCUUUGCCAAUCGUACUAAUUUCUUCCCGAAAUGGCUCCAGAAACGUAUUAAUGACGCAGGCUUUGCUUUCGUCUCUGCAGAUUACCGUCUCAUCCCUACUGGAUCCAUCACUGCUCAUCACAUUCUUGAAGAUGUGAAAGACGCUUUCGCGUUUCUACGAAGCAAAACAUUUGAGGCAGCUUUAGACUCUUUGGAUGUUGAAGGGAAACUCCCAUUUCCAAAAUUUCGCAUCGACCCCAAAAGAAUAGCAGCUGCGGGAUCUAGUGCUGGCGGUACAUGCGCCUACUUUGCAGCCACACACGUCGAACCUAAACCUGCUGCGAUCCUCUCUGUUUUUGGGAUGGGUGGAGAUAUUUUGAACGCUCAAUACCUCACCCCCAAGACUGAACCUUUCUUGAGAGGACGUCCGCUGCUGGAUCCUAGUCGAAGCAAGGAUUAUAUCUAUCCUCUCUCUCCAUCUGUUUCGUCCGACAUCUUGUCCGAUUCACCUAUGGCUUUCCAUCCCCCUACCGCCACACUCCCUGCACUCCCGGCAAAUCCUCGUAUGCCUCUCGCGCUCCUCUACCUUCAACUCGGGACGUAUCUCGACUACUACACCGGGGAGCAUGCUCCUAGUCUGAGUGACACUUUGCGUGCAGCGCUCCCUAGCCCAAAUGUUCAAAGCAACCCUGGAAUGAAAAAGAUUAUCCUCAGAAAACACAUACCCAUUCAACAUCACGCGAUCUUUCCCCAACUCAAUGUCUCUUCCUCUUGGCCUCCCGUAUUCCUACUUCACGGCGCAGAAGAUACAGCUGUACCUGUCACUGAAUCGAAGAAUAUGUAUGCCACGUUAAAGUGGGCGGGUGUGGAGACAAAGAUCAAAAUUGUCGAUGGGGAGGAUCAUUUCUUUGACCAAACCCCCGAUGCUGAGGAGAAAUAUGGACAGGUAUUCGAUGAAGCAGCCAAGUUUCUCAUCGAGAAACUGUCGGCCUAACUAAGAUUCGUUUAGCUUGUUGGAACCAAAGCGGACCCUAGGUUAGCAUACUGCGCAAAACAGUUGUACCACCUAUGAUAUAUUACCUGGUUAGUUUCGCUAGAUUCGGGGCUACGUGUACAUGUAUC